Messenger RNA from Pecten maximus, 2409 nucleotides. RefSeq lists its product as uncharacterized. Lineage: Eukaryota; Metazoa; Mollusca; Bivalvia; Pectinida; Pectinidae. Bases 169 to 1818 code for a protein of 549 amino acids. The transcript is spliced from 2 exons. Gene Ontology annotation, molecular function: zinc ion binding. The record is from RefSeq and is a predicted model, not a curated record.
CUUUUAUCUCCACCAGACAGCAGUACCCCAAAGUAUGUCGAAGGACAUUAUUUCUCAAGUCAGGGAACCAAGCAUAUCAAAUUGCUUUCAAGAACUGGAAUUUGACUAGUUUAUACACAAGAGGAUCUCCAACACCCGCCGCCUUUUCCAUCUUGUCACAUCGGUAUCAUGGCGUCGAAAAAGUCUAUCUUCCAUACACAGUUUCCAAUUCGGGUUAAGGGAGAUACUAAGUGUAACAAUCACAAAGACAACGACGUGUUUUUCUUGUGCCAAAAUUGUCAAACGCUUAUUUGCCCAAUAUGUUCAAUUACAGAACACAAACUACAUAUCGAUAGUUUUGUAGAACUUUCAAAAUUUAAAAUAGAAAAUGGAAACCUAAUUCAGAAUUUUGUAGAUGAAACAGACAACGUUAGCAUUCCGAAAUUAAAACAAGAAAUUAUUUCCUCGCGAACAAAACAGUCUUCUUGUAAACCUCUGUAUGAUAAACUUCGUACAAAAAUUACCGACAAUAACAAUAAAUGUAAAAUACAAUUAGAUGAAAUGACCGCGGAUUAUAUAUCGAUCUGUGACAGGAUGGAGGUGGCGGACACGGAACUCAUACAGACACACAUCACAGACCUGGAGAGAAGGUUGGAAACUUUUCGGGAACUCUCAUCAGAAUAUAAACAGACUCUGAAGACAGGAACUGCUGUACUCAUGUACGACUCGGUAUCAGAAAUCCGAGAAAUGGAUACAGAUAUCCCACCGACACCUGAUAAACAGACAUACUUUACUCCAGGUAUGGACAGACAAAGUCACCUGAAACAGGCCCUCGGGAACAUGAACCUCCCAACCGACUAUCUCCAGGCAGGGUCAGCAUCUGGUAUUCACUCUGACCAACGUCCAGUAGUCCGACCAAAACAGUCUACAGAGGCUGGUCAAGCGUCCACUGGAGAAGUCCGAUACAAACUUCGUGAUAGUCCAGCCGUCAUGUCCCAGUUCUUAUACCCGGAUCACAUCAAAUCGAUCUGCCCUACAUCUGAUGGACGUGCUUGGCUGUGUGACCAUAACACCGACACAGUAAAGCUCAUUAACAAAGAAGGUCAGGUCAAACAGACGAUAACACACAACAGUAACAUACAGGACAUCAGUCUGGACCCCACCACAGGUCGUCUGUGGUUCUGUUGUAUGGAUAAGAGGAUAAUUUUUGAAGUGUCUACAUCAUGUACACCAGUCCCAAGGUUCACUACAGAGGAUUUCCCAUACAGUCUGUGUGUGACCAGGGAGGGUCGGGUAGCGGUGGGUACAGUGCUUAGUCAGGGGUACACGGUGGUGAUGUACACUGUAACCGGCAAGGUGUUACAUACACAAAUUGUGGAGGAGUCAAGGAAGGGGUAUGUACUGUCAAUAUCACAAUGUUGUGUUACAGGUAACAUAGCUAUGGUGAGUAGUAAACAUAUCAGUGGGGUCGUCAGUGAUACAAACAACUACAGGAUUCACAUCAUUGUGUACAACCCAACACUCCAGCCCCUGUUCCACUACCGGGGGGAGGGGAUACCGGCCCAGGGAGAGGGGAUACAGAGUCAAGAGCCGGUCACACUAGACAAGUUUGAUCCAAUCACAGUUGUAUAUGACAGUAAGGGUAAUAUUGUUAUUGCUGACGAAACAAGGAACACAAUAGAACUGAUAAAUGGAGCAGGGAAGUACAUAAAAACACUUCACACAAACAAAUUUCACCAGGGAGUAGUAGGUAUACAGAAGGGUGAUGUGUUGUGGUCACAAUUAGUGUUAGAUACAGGACAGAGGGGACUCAAACUCCUCAAAUAUUAUAGUGACUGAGUGACCUUGAGUGAGGGUACAGACAAUUUAUAUCAGUGGACUUAAACAACAUUUUACUUUUGGUAUAAUCUUACUUUUAUCAACAUAUAUGUACACAUUACAUAAGACAUUUAAUUGAUUUUGGAAUAUUUUGCCGUCAUUAUUUCACAUUUGAAUUUUGUUAAAAGUAUGAUUAAAUGAGAAAUGUUUAUACAUCACACUGAUUUGAAACCGUCUGUUUUGGAAUGUUUGUAAUCUUAGUUGACUUAAUACAUGUCUAUUAGACUUGCAGUCACGUCCCUGUGAUAAAUUUCAAGUACCUUUAUGAAAUCUGAAAUUAACAUCAUUGCAUCGGUUUUAGGUGUAUAACCUGACUUCCCUUACCUGGUCCAGUGGGUUGUCCCGAUCCUAUCUUACCCACAAAUACUUGGUAUGGCCCGAUUUUAUUAAUAAAAAUUAAAUCCGAUGCAGAUUAGUCAUUUUCACUGUAUAUAAUAUAUAUCCAGUUUGGUGGCAGUAGGUCAUGACCCUGUCUGGUCAUACUGUGAACCAAACAUUUGUUAAUAAUGUCAUUUAUUAUUAAUGUAUAAUAAAAUUUACUGUAAAUUGUCA